Hemisphaericaspora subhashii is the source of this 678-nucleotide messenger RNA. RefSeq names its product 40S ribosomal protein uS7 (gene RPS5). Gene Ontology annotation, molecular function: structural constituent of ribosome; rRNA binding; mRNA binding. The record is from RefSeq and is a predicted model, not a curated record. Gene Ontology annotation, biological process: ribosomal small subunit assembly; translation. Gene Ontology annotation, cellular component: ribosome; cytosolic small ribosomal subunit. The coding region runs from base 1 to 678 and encodes 225 amino acids. Lineage: Eukaryota; Fungi; Ascomycota; Pichiomycetes; Serinales; Debaryomycetaceae. The transcript has a single exon.
AUGUCUGACGUUGAAGAACAAUACGAAGAACAACCACAAGAAGUCGUUCAAGAAGAAUUACAAUUAGUUGAAUUAGCUACUCCUAUCCCAGUUGAAGUUCAAGAAGCUCAAAGAGAAGUUAAGUUAUUCAACAAGUGGUCUUUUGAAGAUGUUGAAGUCACUGACGUUUCUUUAGUUGACUACAUUCAAAUCAGAUCUCCAGUCUUUGUUUCCCACACCGCUGGUAAAUACGCUGCCAAGAGAUUCAGAAAGGCUCAAUGUCCUAUUGUCGAAAGAUUGACCAACUCUUUAAUGAUGAACGGUAGAAACAACGGUAAGAAAUUAAAGGCCGUCAGAAUCGUUAAGCACUCCUUGGAAAUCAUCCACGUCUUAACUGAACAAAACCCUCUCCAAGUCUUAGUUGACGCUAUUGUCAACUCUGGUGCCAGAGAAGAUUCUACCAGAAUUGGUUCUUCCGGUACUGUCAGAAGACAAGCUGUUGAUGUUUCUCCAUUAAGAAGAGUUAACCAAGCUAUUGCUUUAUUAACCAUCGGUGCCAGAGAAGCUUCUUUCAGAAACAUCAAGACCAUUGCUGAAUGUUUAGCUGAAGAAUUAAUCAACGCUGCCAAGGGUUCUUCUACUUCUUACGCCAUCAAGAAGAAGGAUGAAUUAGAAAGAGUUGCCAAGUCUAACCGUUAA